AUCCUCCUCCCGGUCACUUCUCGUAGCUGUUCUCAUCCACCUCCCCACGUGCACGUGCGCCUCCACCGCUAUUCCACAUGAUCCACUUUGCAGUCGCGAGUGCGGCUCCAAACUCACUGUGGGUCACACGCCUCGUGCAGCGGUAGGACGGCCCCUUCUGUGCUCUCUCCUGCCUUGCCCGAUCUCACUCUUGCAAGCCAGCCAGCUAGCCACCCAGUCAGUCAGUCUAAGCCACGCGACUCUCCCCAAGGCGGCUGCUGCUCCUUCGUCUUCGUCUCUUCAGCCUACACUUAUCUCAUUAAUCUGUACUAAUUUUCAUCAUCACAAGGACAGUGGACCAGCUGAAGAAAGAAAAGACAGAAAGAAUCGGGUAGACAACACGACCCAGCAGUGAAUCAGUGAGGAAAGUGACGUGAAUUAUUUACGCGAGAGUGAACUGGCAAGAUCUUGAAGAGGCAACCGGUGCACCAGAUCGCAGACAGAGCAAGAAAACUCGUUAACGCCAAACCGGAAAGUUAAACAGGAGAAAGGGAAACUGAGGUGCAGUAGGUAAAGGAUACUCAAAUAGAGGCGCAUCUCGGCUAGUCAGAGAGGUCGGUUUUACUUAUAAGAGAUGGACUUACUCCAAUCCCGCUUGCUGCGCGCCAUCCCCUUGGCCCUGCUGCGCAUUCUGGUGGUCACUGUGCUUCCUGAGACCGCGCAGCACAAUUAUGACGCGUCCAGCAAACUCCUCAACCAGUACGACUUUAUCAUCAUCGGUGGUGGGUCUGCGGGGUGUGUGCUGGCGGCGCGGUUAUCUGAGGUGCCUGCCUGGAAAGUGCUACUGCUGGAGGCUGGAGGCAAACCGCCCCCAGAGAGCCACAUCCCGGGACUCAACCAGCUGCUGCUUAGGGGUGACGCGGACUGGAACUUCUUCACGGAGCCACAGUCCAAUGCCUUCCAAGGGUUCGCUGACAAGCGUAUCCCGUACCCUCGAGGGUUCGCCAUCGGGGGAUCCUCAGUCAUCAACUCUAUGUUCUACGUCCGCGGCAACAGGAGGGACUAUGACAACUGGGCGAACAUGGGCAACCCAGGCUGGGACUACAAUUCCGUGGAACACUACUUCAAAAAGAUGGAGGAUUAUCGAGGCGAGACCACCCCGGAGACAGAGGCCUUCCACGGCUUCGGAGGACCCAUGGUGGUGGAGAACAAGAAGUGGCAGACGCCUGUGGUGGGAGGGUUCAUCAAGGCCGGAGAGCAGCUCGGCUACAAGCGAGUUGACCCCAGCGACCCAGACCAGAUAGGUUUCUCCGUGGUGGACUUUACUGUGAAGAAUGGCAUCAGGUGGUCCACGGCGGAGGCUUACAUCAAACCCAAUGUAUACAGACCCAACCUACACGUGGUCCUCAACGCCCACGUCACAAGGAUCAUCUUCGACAGCAACAAAAGAGCGGUUGGCGUCAGGUUCCAGCAUCAGAAGAAGAUGAAGAGCGUUUACGCAAGGCGGGAGGUGCUGCUAUCUGCCGGUGCUAUAGGCUCCCCUCACAUCCUCAUGCUCUCAGGUCUCGGUCCGGCCAAGCAUCUUCUCUCGCACGGGGUUGCCCCCUUGGUGGACAUUCCAGGGGUAGGGCAGAACCUGAACGACCACCCCUACCUGACGGGCCUCGCCUGGACCACGCGCCCCAAUUCCUCUUUCAACAUCCUCGAGACCGCACACCCCGACGUCCUCUACGACUACUUCUUCAACAGGGACGGUCGUCUGAGCGGCACCAUUUCCAUCGAGGGGUACGCGUGGCCUUUCUCUGAGGAGGGCGACCCGUACUGGCCCGAAGUGCAGAUCGGCUUCACGCCCUUCACUGUAGGCAAUGACUUCGGCCUUAUUACACAAUACAUCCUCGGUCUCGAUACUAAGUUUUACCACAAUUAUUUCCAAUCGCUGGGGCAACGGGAGGGCUUCUCCAUCGGACCCUUCCUUUGCCGCCCUAAGAGCCGAGGCACCAUCACGCUGGCUUCCUCCAACCCCAAUGAUGCGCCCAUCAUUGACGCUAACUUCUUCGACCACCCAGAUGACAUGAAAGCCUUCAUCCGUGGUAUGAAGUUCUCCCUCAAGCUUGGAUCGACGCCUGCCCUCAAAGACGAUUUCGAGGCAAAGUUCCACGACCGUAUUUUGCCAGGCUGUGAAAACUACAAGCCUCUGAGUGACGAAUACCUAGAAUGCUACGCGAGAACCCUCACAGGCACCACCUAUCAUCCCUCGGGAACCUGCAAGAUGGGUCCGAUUUCCGACAAAUACAGCGUGGUGGACUACAUGCUCAAAGUGCAUCGCGUGAAGGGGCUGCGAGUGGUGGAUGCAUCUAUCAUGCCCGUUGUCACGACCGGCAACACCAACGCGCCCGUUAUUAUGAUUGCUGAGAAGGCUGCAGACAUGAUCAAGAGUGACUGGGGGGUCCCCACGCCUUUCUACCACACGUGAACACGCCUGAGAGGUUCAAAAUCGCCUGUGAGAUGAGGUACAAGUAAACAGAUUAGGUGCUAUGAGUGUGAAGGAUUUCUGUAAUUAGUUAAGGUACAAGUAGAUAGAUAGAUUAGUUGCUGUGAGUAUGAAAAAUGUGUGUGAUGGAUUUCUGCAAUUAGUUAAGAUGCAAAGAUAUAGAACUGAUGAUGUGAGUGUGACGGGACGAUUGUGAUAGAUUUCUGUAUUUAUUUUUUACCCUUAUUAAUGAACCUGCAUAAUGCUCUUGAGGUUUUUUGUAUUUAUCUGUUUUUGUAUGGGUAUGUUUCUUAUGCUGAUGAUUUUAUUGUUCUUUUAUUAGCUUAUUGAUAUCGAUGCAUUAAAUCGUCAAUUAUUGCUUUGGAAAUGUGUGACAGCGUACAAAUAUGAUAAAUUAAAGUGUUUUGUGAGUUAUGAAUUUGCAAAAUUGAUGUAGGUUUUACUUGGUUGCAUACAUGUUCUCUAUUCUUGGUGUAAAGUAGAAAAUAUUUUGUCAGAAUAUUGCUAUUUCAUCAGUUUUAUUACUUCAUGUUUCUUGUUAUGUGAUACGUAUGUGCUGACAAGUUCGUGGAUUCAUGUGUAUGACGUUACGUGUAUGUUUGCUUGCCAUAUUUAUUGUACUUACUGAGUAUGGUGUUAACGUUGCCAAUAUUCUUUUUGUUCGUUAGUUUCAAGUUCUGGCGAUGAAAAUAAACAAGAGUUCUUUAUUAAAUGAACGUGGAACAAGCAAAAAUAAAGAACAAAGUGUAUUUGAAAAGAAACGUGCCGUCGAUCCCUUAAACAAUCUAUCAAUCAAUGAGUCAACCAAUAUUCAGAAGCCACACACCAUUAUAGUCUUAAGAGCGUGGCCAUAAGAGCUUGGCCAUGAUUACAUCCAGCGGGGCAACACCUAAAGAUCGCAAAGAUGUGUAAACAUUUUCCUACUCAGUCGUCUCAGCUCCUUCAUUUCAUUUAUAUUCGGCACAUCUACUUGAGUAGAUCACUAUUGAGUUUUAUGAUACUACAGAAAAUCGGUCUAGCUCACAUGAGAGGCAAUACAAUACAAAUAGUACAAAAAAUAAUAAUAAUCCUUCUCUAGGCAGUUGCGAUUGGAGCCUGUCUUCAUGAGAUCACUUCCUAUGAUCUUUGAUGACUAUUUCUUUAUUAAUGAAAUUUGAUAUAAAAUGCAAGGUAUACGAUUUUCUGUUAACAAGAAUAUAGCUCAAUAAACGAAGAACUCAAGUCAUAAUAUUACAAAGUUUUGCCGAGCACAAAAGUUUAAAUUAAACAGUUAAUUCAAUACAAAACAUAAGCUCUCUACAUUAAAGUUGUUAUAGUAAUUUUUCUGCCGUUUAGAACAUACCUUACUUUUCAACAACCUCGCUUCGUUCAGAGAAACUACCUGUAAAAGUAAACACUGUAUGCAUGCAACUUUUAAGUUGCAUAAUUAGCUUUUGAGGGAUUGUUUUCUCUAGAUGUGCAGACAGCAGUGUACAUAGGUUUUCUUAAAUGUUUUGUUUAAAAUUGUUUCUUCAUAAUUCAAUCUCUGAGAAUUUUUUUUUGUGAACUCGCUCCGUAGUUAUGGCUUCUAUCGUUACGGCCCUGUUCCUCCUUUAUGUGAUCUUUGUGUCUGCCAACAAUUGACUUACCUUAGCUUAAGUAAACACUGUGCCAGUCGCUAGUCGUCUACAUGAUCCCAGUAGCUUUCAAAAUAUGUCGCUGUUGUCCC
Messenger RNA from Portunus trituberculatus (swimming crab), 4178 nucleotides. Its product is annotated as glucose dehydrogenase [FAD, quinone]-like. Lineage: Eukaryota; Metazoa; Arthropoda; Malacostraca; Decapoda; Portunidae. Gene Ontology annotation, molecular function: oxidoreductase activity, acting on CH-OH group of donors; flavin adenine dinucleotide binding. The transcript is spliced from 15 exons. The record is from RefSeq and is a predicted model, not a curated record. Bases 614 to 2452 code for a protein of 612 amino acids.